AUGGCCUGUGCCCGUGAGGAGCCUCGCCCGCACCAGCAGCCCUACGGGAGGCACGUUACCGGCCCCGCACGGCCGGCAGCCUCGGAGGGAACCGCCCCGCCCCGGGCCACACCGCUGAGAGGCGACGCCACGUUCUCGCGAGACCCGCCCGCGCGCGAGGACCGCGCCCCGCCCCCACGCGGCGACCCCGCCCCCGUUGCCCAGCGACCGGAGCCCGCCCCCCGUGUGGCGGCCGGAGCGCGGGAGCGGGUCGCGCCAACAAGAUGGCGGCGCCCGGGGGCGGGGGCCCGUCUCCCCGCGUCGCCUAAGCCCGCUCUUGAUCCGACGCUGAUACCGGCUUCGCUCCCGGCAGAGACCAAGGUGUACGUGGGGAACCUGGGCACGGGCGCGGGCAAGGGCGAGCUGGAGAGAGCCUUCAGCUACUACGGCCCCCUGAGAACCGUGUGGAUCGCGAGGAACCCGCCGGGGUUUGCCUUCGUGGAGUUUGAAGACCCGAGGGAUGCUGAGGAUGCUGUCCGCGGACUUGAUGGGAAGGUGAUAUGUGGCUCCAGGGUGAGAGUGGAAGUGUCAACAGGGAUGCCUCGUCGCUCUCGUUACGACAGGCCUCCUGCACGACGCCCCUUUGACCCUAACGACAGAUGCUAUGAGUGUGGUGAGAAAGGCCACUAUGCUUAUGAUUGUCACCGCUAUAGUCGCCGAAGGAGGAGCAGGUCGCGGUCUAGAUCCCGUUCAAGGUCCCGUGGAAGAAGGUAUUCUCGGUCACGCAGUCGGAGUCGUGGUAGGAGAUCAAGGUCAGCUUCCUACCGCAGGUCUAGGUCAAUGUCUCCUCGCAGGUAUAGAUCAUUUUCACCCCGCAGAUCUCGGUCUGGUUCUUUAAGGAGGUCAAGAUCUAGGUCCAGAUCACGCUCAAGGUCCCGGUCUGUUGUAUGGCCUCGAAGCAGGUCUGGGUCCCAUGGUAGAUCUAAAUCUGGCUUACCUGCUAAAAGUCGCUCAAAGUCCAGAUCACCAUCUCCAAAGAGAAGUCAUUCACCAUCAGGAAGCCCUUGAAGGAGUGCAUGUCCUGAAAGAAUGGGUUCAAAUUUAAAAAAGUUUAAGAAGAAAAUUUAUUUUGUUUACAUUAUUAUAAGGGAUUUUGUGGUGUCUUUAUAAAUGUAAGGGCUUAGUCCUGGAAGGCUGUUUCUAUUGACUAACAAUUUGGCAUGAAUCUGGAUCUUUAAAAAGUCUUAUUAGUAGACUAAUGCAAAACUCUCUUGUUGUGUUAACGUUCUGUGAUCUGGAAAUGUUGGGCUUUUUUUAUUGGUGCAUUGAAAUAAACUGUGCAUUUCUAACUAAGAAAUAUUUUGUGAUAACCCUGCCGUUUCUGUUAAUAUUUGGGUAGCUGGAGCAGGUCAGGUGUUCCUGCGGCGCAAAGCAGGAGGCAGGCUGUUGGAGGCACUGGUGAAUGGAAUGCAGCGCAGGAGCCAGUUGUUGGCUGUUGCACAGGCCUGUUGUAGGAUGUCCUGUAGAGCACCAGUCCCAGAGGGGAGUUACCGGUACCAGCUAUCCUUCUUGCUGUUCAGUCUUGAGUGUUGUGGUGAUCUGUACCUUGUGUUUUUAUUUGCACCUCCUCAAAGUACUCGGUGACGCUGAAAACCUGUCUGGCUGAUGGGACUUAUGAAAAUGUCUACAAAGGGCAUUAACAGAUGGAAAAAACAAGGAAUGUGUCAAAGCUGGUCUGUCUGUCCUGUUGAUUAAAGGACCAGUGAACUUCUCACCUGAAGGUAUUUGGAAUACUUCUGGAAUGUAAACUAUUGAAGUAAAUAUUUUUAGAAAUCUUGUUUUAUGUCCUGGUUGUCCAAGUAGUACUUCUUUGUGAUACUUAGGAUAAAUUGGCAGUUCUGGUGAAGAAGAUAAUACAUUUAGAUAGUCUUUUCAGGAAAAUUAAAUUUUUUCUUAUGGAUUCACAAGCAGAACCUGCAGGUCAUGUUUAAGCAGCAUGAAGGGGAAUUAAGAGCUCACAUUACACCCAUCUGACUUGAUCUGCCUGGUCCCAUCUUCUCCUUUGGCAGUGGUUUAACCGAGGGACUUGCUGCUGUCCUGAUGGGUUGUUGCUUUAGGAGACUGGACUGUAGCUACCUGUGUACAGAUGGUCCCCAUUUCACCACAGAGAGGUUACUGAAAGGUUUAAUACAAGUAUGAUAAACUACCGCAAGGUAUUUGCCAGUUUGAUUUGUGUUUGCAGCUUUGGCUAUUACCAAACUAGUGAAGAAUUCAGAGUGCCACAUGAUUGUGACUAAAAGUCUUCCUUAGAGUGUGUUCUGGCCUAUAUUGCUGUAUCUUACAGCAAUUCUCUUGGGGCUUCUAGUUUUUCAGCAGUGGCUUGAUACUCUGCAGUGGAGCACUGCAGCUCUCCUCUGCUUGUGCACCCAACCACAGGUUUUCAGAUGAAUUUUGGUCAUUGUUGCUUUAUAAGAUGUCUAGGUAUUUAAAAAAUAAUAACCCCUAUACAUGAGUUCACAAAGACUUUUCUUGUGUACUGCAGCAUGUGUUUUGUCUCUUCCUUCCCUCUCUCCCCCAUGUUUGUACAUUUUAGAGCAUCGGUGUUUAGUAGGAUAAGUGGCUUCUUGCUGAUGAUGCUGCAGUUAAUAUUGUUAUAACCAUAGUCCAUUAUAAGUUGCAGGAAAGGGAGCUGGAAGCAACAGCAUUAAACUAGGGUGACCCAAAAGUCACUGCUAAACAUUGCUGAGGUGAGCAUCCCUUCCCUCUGCCACACUGCCAUUAACUUCUAGUAUGGGUAAAAUUACCCCCCGCGACAGUACCUCUAAUGGGGGGUAGCUUUUUCUCUUCAUUCUGUACUGCUGAAGCAAGCUGACUCCACAAUAAACCUGUAGUCUAAAA
Calidris pugnax (ruff) is the source of this 2877-nucleotide messenger RNA. Its product is annotated as serine/arginine-rich splicing factor 7-like. Lineage: Eukaryota; Metazoa; Chordata; Aves; Charadriiformes; Scolopacidae. Bases 1 to 1047 code for a protein of 348 amino acids. Gene Ontology annotation, molecular function: zinc ion binding; RNA binding. The transcript is spliced from 9 exons. Gene Ontology annotation, cellular component: nuclear speck. Gene Ontology annotation, biological process: mRNA splicing, via spliceosome. The record is from RefSeq and is a predicted model, not a curated record.